AUGGAUUGUGAGAAUGGGACAGAUAUCAAAGAUUUUGUUCUUCUGGAUUUUUCUACCAAGCCUAGAGACCGGACCCUCUUCUUCCUCUUCUUAUUGCUAAUGUACAGUGCUGGACUUUUGGGCAAUGUUAUAAUGUUUCUUCUAAUCACCUUGAAUGCACGAUUCCAAACCCCGAUGUAUUUCCUGCUCCAUAGUCUUUCAGUCAUUGAUGUUGGCUUCAUCUCACUCACAAUGCCAUGGAUGCUGGUUUGCCUGAUAACUAAUUCCAGGACCAUCCCCUUCUAUUUCUGCAUGGCCCAGUUCUUCUUCCUCUCUGUAUUUGGUGUCACUGAUCUCCUUCUUGUGAGUGUUAUGGCCCUGGAUCGCUAUGUAGCCAUUUGUAAUCCUCUCCACUAUGUCUCAGUGAUGAACAAAAAGAUUUGUGGGAAUUUAGUGGCUGGAUGUUGUAUCGUUUCUAUCUUACACUCCAUGCUGCAUGCUGGCCUGCUCCUGCGUCUCAGUUAUCGAGGGAAAAAUCACCUGGCCCAUUAUUUUUGUGAUCAUCAGCCCUUGCUGCAGCUGUCCUGCUCAGACACCAGUGUCAACGAGGCGGUCAACUUCUUUGAAGGUGGAAUCAUCACUUUUGGGCCUUUAGUUUUCAUCAUUCUCACCUACAUUCGCAUUGUGGCAACUAUAUCAGCUGGUUCAGAAUGCGGCCGCACGGCCUCAGGAAUAAAGAAGUGA
Messenger RNA from Pantherophis guttatus, 723 nucleotides. Lineage: Eukaryota; Metazoa; Chordata; Lepidosauria; Squamata; Colubridae. The record is from RefSeq and is a predicted model, not a curated record.